Cololabis saira (Pacific saury) is the source of this 4749-nucleotide messenger RNA. RefSeq lists its product as uncharacterized. NCBI's taxonomy places the organism in Eukaryota, Metazoa, Chordata, Actinopteri, Beloniformes, Belonidae. The transcript is spliced from 9 exons. The coding region runs from base 103 to 3150 and encodes 1015 amino acids. The record is from RefSeq and is a predicted model, not a curated record.
UUUACUAAUAAAGAAAAGGGCGCUGGCCCUUUAAGAGAACAGGUGUGUUACCUGCGACAGGUAGCUACAGACACACCUAUAUGCUUUAGUUAGUAAACACAAAUGCAUCGGAUCCUCCUUUUAUCACAAAAUGAACUCGAGAGAGGGAGGGAAAGACUUCGGAGCGUGUUCUCUCGGCAGAGCGGCCUGACUGACGACAUGAGACAACUGUGGCUCCUCAUCAGUCCGGCUCUGGCAGUCCUUCUCUUUGCUGGCGUACGGGCACAGAACCCGGUGGAGAUCCAGUUUCAGACAGAUCCGAUAUUGUCUCAAACUGGCAGUGAAAUAGUCUUCACGGUGCUGACGGUGUCUGAGGUCCUCUCCAUCACGUGGAAGUACAAAGAGGUCACCACUGUGGGGAUCUGGGCCGGAGGAACCGCUGUGGUUAACCCGGAGCCACAGUUCCUGGGCAGAGUCACCAUCACCGCCACCCAGCUCCGUAUCGGAGGCGCCCAACUCCGAGAUGAGGGAAACUACACGGCGGAGGUGACCCCCUCUGCUCCAACCGGCCUGUCUCCUAACUCCAGAUCGAUACAGCUGAGGGUGUUUGAUGCUGUAGCCGGGGUGAGUUUGUCUGUUCCCGCAGUGGCAGUGGAGGAGAGAAAUGUGUCUCUGAGUUGUACAUGGACUGCUGGGACAGAGAUUACAGUCCAGUGGGGGAAAGGAGGCUCAGCCAUCACUGCCGACUCCAGGAUCACCAUCUCUGGUGGAUCGCUGGUCAUCAAUCCAGCCAGACGGACUGAUGCUGGGGAAUACACGUGUACCGCCAGCAACCCUGUCAGUGCCCAGACCGCCACACAGAGCCUCACUGUUUACUAUGGACCCGACACCCCCGUGCUGACCGUCGACAGCCCCAAAGACUGUGUAGGGGCGGGGGACGUGUUGGUGGGACAGACGGUGCGUCUCACCUGUACGUCCGACUCGGCGCCCCCUGCGCUCUUUUCGUGGCAGCGUGAUGGACAGCCGAUCGCAUCUGGUCAGCCGGACAGCGGGGUGCUCAGCCUCCAGACUUUCUCGACCACUGAGAGCGGCCGCUACGUCUGCGCGGCCAGAAACGCCAUCACCGAGAAGGCGUCGGAGCAGAGCACCGAGCUGGCCGUCGUAGAUGUAUGUCUUGACGGAGGAGAAAUUGCGGGGAUUGUGAUUGGCUCUUUUUUGGGCAUCGUCAUCAUAGUGAUCCUCAUCGUGCUUCUCAUCUUUCUGGCGCGGAGGAGGAGGGGGCAGGAACCAAAGACAAAUCCAAGUCAAAGGCCUAUACCUCCAGAUCCACAGGCUACUGCUGUAAGAGAUGUGGACCAGGGUUUUCAGCCCCCUCUCUAUCACAGGAGCGCACAUCCGCGCCAGCCUGACCGCUGGUCCACUUCCCACCGCGAGAGCCAUGGCAACCCGCAGUACCAGCCCCUGAACGAGCCGCAUAACUCCAACACACAGCAGCACAAUGGCCACGGCACCACAAACAGACCCCAGCACAAUACCAUUCAGAACAUGAAUUCAUCCCCACACAAUGGCAUCGACAACCCGGCUUUCAUGCAAACCGACGCUCAGAACACAAACACGCAGCAGCGAAAUCCUAACAUUCUCAUACAGACCGGCAACAGCCAGGGCGGCGCCCGGCCACCGGCGCUUCAAGUCAGCCUCAACGCGCUGCCGUACGCUACCCAGCCAAACAACAACGCGCAGAUGCCCACCAUUCAUGUGAAUCUUAAUUCAUAUUCCACCGGCGGCCAGCAGCCUCAGCAAGACGGCUCGUUUCCUCUCACCAAUCUGGUCGAUAAUACGGCUUCACAGAUGCAACACACGAGGCCUUCAGAACCCGCAAUGCAAAGCGGCCAGUCCUAUCCCAGUAACCCUCUGCAGAACGGCAUUAUCCCAACCGGAUAUACGCAUUCUAACAAUAAUAUCACUUCUCAGCGAAAUGCCAACACGCAGACAUACCAGCGGGAUCAAGGGCCACAUUUUAGGCCUGAAAGGAACUCGACGCGUGAGGACGCUUCAAGCUCCUCCCAUGGACAGAGGCCUUGGGAUCAGCUCAGAGGAACGCCAGCUUAUCCCAGUGGCAACCUUCAGAGAGGGCAGACGUCCCCUGGCAUUAAAGACUACACUACCCAGCCUCCUGUACGAGAGGCGAGAGCAAUGAACACACCUCAGUCUCAAAGUCAAACUGUUUCUCGUCGCAGAACCCCCCCCAGACGUGAUCCGGCGUCAGACAAUAGUCAGACACGGAGCCAUUCAGCUCAUAUCCAACUUCCAAAUGCUACCAGUGUUACACAGCUUGAGCCAUUACACCACACACUGAGAAGUCCCCGCACACAAAGGCAAAAUGCUCAGCGAGACAUCAGAAGUAGCCAGGCUGCCCUCGGGCAGGCAACGACUCACAGCAAUAACCCUGAGGCGACGCGUCUCAUGAGCCAGCAGGCCUCUGCAGGCCGCUCUGUUGUCUCUCAAGGACCCGCAGCACUACAGGGACAAACUGCACUGCAGAGUGCAGAUACAAGAGCUUUGGCUGAUCCCAAUCACCUUCAGCAGACACAUAUGGCCCAGCAACACAUAGCAGCACCAAUUCAAACACCACAAGACCUGGGCACACGCACACAGCCUGCCAUGCGUGAUUCCAGGCAGCCAGGCCAAGGAGGCACCGCUCCAAUCCUUUCACCGUCUGCCCCGGCCAAUUCCAGUAACCUAACCCAGGCUGCACUUAGAGCCCACACUGAGAAAGCUCAAGCAUUUCAGAAUCGGAGACAACAGACCGCGGCUGCUCUGCAUCAGGCCGGUCCACCACAGACUCGAGCUCCGGCUGCCGGGGCUCAGAGCCCACCGACUCCUCCUCCUGUCAUUCCCCUGGCACAGUUUCAAACUCUCCCCAGAGAGCGCACCCAGCACAAAUCCCCAGCUCGGGGCCCAGAGCCCUUCAGACAUAACGCACCAGCGGCUCAGCGGCACGUACAGCGGCCCGCCGGGACCCGACAUCCCACCGCCACGCACCACAACCAUCAUCCUGGAAAGGGUCACACGCACGUCGGUGCACACAGACACGACCAUCCCCGUGGGCAACCUGCCCACUUUCCCCAACCCCGGCAGCAACAGGCCCACAGAGGAAGACCAAGACGCUGACAGAUGUCAGCUGACUACACUCUGCAGCUGCCCUGCAUGCAGUGUCACAAACAACCAGCUGACAGAUCCAAUAUUCCACCAAGCGAGACUUACUGCAGUGUUCUGCUUUCAAAAAGCCUGUCAUGGUCUUUUUUUUUUUAACUUAAAGACAUUAAUGAAUCUCCCAUGGGGGAUGAUAAAAUGUACGACUUUUUAUUUUAAAUAACAGAUUUUCUCUUUGCAAGUCUUGUGGCAUUAAUUGAGGUGACUGUUACUUUUAUCACUUAGAAUAAAAUGAAAGCUCGGUGGAAACACCAAUUUCCAGAGCCACACACUUUUAUAUUGUUUGGACUUGUGAAACACGGGUCGUAUAUCAUAAUUUAUCCACAGCCUGUUGCCAAAACUUCAGUGGUCAGUUGUUCUCCACCAAAAUCCCGUCCAAUCAUCCAUUUAUUAACAGGGCCAAGCAACGCUCCCUGUACAUGAGCUGUACAUGAGCCACGUCGAUUAUCUGCCAACACCUGAGCGAACAGUGACCCUGCUCAAGGUGGAGUCAUCCGCCGGGAACAGCGGCGGUCACGACAGAAGAAAUCGGCAGCUGGUGUGGUCUUGAUUCUCUUGGAGCUAUUUAUUUUGCGCCGUCUGUUCGCAGAUGCCUCUUAUGACACUUCUCAAUUAAGAGGAUUCGCCUCAGUGGCGCUCGGAAAUGACGCUCAGCUCACUAUGAGGGGGAUCCCGUGAAUGGAUGGGCGCUUAUUAAUUAAAUGCUUUUACGCGACUUAAAUGACUUGGAAAAUAAUCACAACGGUGCAAGACUGAGGCCUGAGUUGCUGCGCUUUCUGCUGAAAAAGCAGAUAAACUGUUUACUGGAUCAUGUUGUUACUUUUACAGAUUAUGUAUUUAUUGAUUUGUAAUGAUGUUUUUUAAUUAUUGUACUCAGGGUUGUAUUUUCUAUUUAUUUUGGUUUCAAAAGAUUCCAAUAACAAGGUCAGAGUCUGCUGAGCAGUUUGUGAUGUACUCUAAAUACCCAAAUAAUAUCGGCACACACCUGGGGAAAAGUCCCCGGUAGAAGCACUUUUCAUUGUUGUGAGUGGCAUCUGUUUAAAACCGUAGCACCUACCUAUCUGCAGAACUUUUUUUGAAGUCUAAAACUAAGAAUAUGUUCAUUUAUUUCUUUUGAAAACUUGUUGGACUCUAGGAAAACGGGAAAGCAGUCAAUCAUUCUUCCAUAUGCAUAAAUAUGAAUAAUUCUGACAUUCACAUUUUGAAAACCAUGAUGAAUGGAAGCAAAACACAUAUGGUGGGUUCAACCUGGCAUCUGCAGUCUGACAUUUACUUAUAUUCUGCCUCCAGAAGUUUUUCUUCUUGGAAAAUAUUGCAUUGACUACUGUACAGCUCAUAUAGAGGUGAGAUGUACAGUCACAGUGUUUAUCUUGUCUCCUUAUGUGGGGUUUGUAUAUUCUUGAGGUUUCAGGCUGUUUUUAAUGUAUAUUUUUUAAAUACGAUAAUAAUGAAGAAUUGAAUUAAUUGUUUUGGUAUAAUCACAGCGGAGUCACUGUUAAGAUAUUCACAAGAGAAUAAAAAAUAAAAUCUAUUUUAAUAUGUUCAUGGGAACACAGG